Messenger RNA from Wyeomyia smithii (pitcher-plant mosquito), 3115 nucleotides. It is a transcript of the gene shi, whose product is annotated as dynamin. Gene Ontology annotation, biological process: receptor-mediated endocytosis. The transcript has 15 exons. Gene Ontology annotation, molecular function: GTPase activity; GTP binding; microtubule binding. Gene Ontology annotation, cellular component: synapse; microtubule; cytoplasm. The coding region runs from base 178 to 2715 and encodes 845 amino acids. The record is from RefSeq and is a predicted model, not a curated record. NCBI's taxonomy places the organism in Eukaryota, Metazoa, Arthropoda, Insecta, Diptera, Culicidae.
ACAGUUCUUGUUAAUCAAUAAUAUGAGUGAAGUUGAAAAAUAAGAUUCAUCGGUGGAAUUCCCUAGUUAAAACAUUUAUACAGUAUAUGAAAACGUUAUAUUUAUAGUUUUUGAAUUAAUUCCAUUUAUCAUAAGUAAUUGGUGCAGAUAGCUUCAAAUAAAAAAGAAUAAGGAAAGAUGGAAUCGCUAAUACCAAUAGUUAAUAAGCUACAAGAUGCAUUCACCCAAAUGGGUGUACAUAUGCAAUUGGAUUUACCCCAAAUAGCAGUAGUUGGAGGACAAUCUGCGGGAAAGUCCUCAGUUUUGGAGAAUUUCGUUGGAAAGGAUUUUCUUCCCAGAGGAUCUGGCAUUGUAACACGACGGCCGCUGAUUCUGCAACUUAUUAAUGGAACUGUGGAAUUUGGAGAAUUCCUUCAUCAAAAGGGAAAAAAGUUUACAAAUUUCGAAGAAAUUAGACAAGAAAUUGAAGCAGAAACCGAUAGGGUAACAGGUAAUAACAAAGGUAUUUCAAACAUUCCAAUAAAUCUCCGAGUGUAUUCUCCACAUGUGCUCAAUCUUACACUAAUCGAUUUACCUGGUUUAACGAAAGUGCCCAUUGGUGAUCAACCAGCUGAUAUCGAAAAUCAGAUAAAAGGGAUGAUUUUUCAGUUUAUACGUAAAGAAACCUGCUUGAUUCUUGCUGUUACACCAGCUAAUACGGAUUUGGCGAACUCAGAUGCACUGAAGUUAGCAAAAGAAGUUGAUCCACAAGGAGUGCGGACAAUUGGUGUUAUAACCAAGCUCGAUUUGAUGGAUGAGGGUACAGAUGCACGUGAUAUUUUGGAAAAUAAACUGUUACCUUUGCGUAGAGGUUAUAUUGGUGUUGUUAACCGUUCCCAGAAGGACAUAGAAGGUCGAAAAGAUAUAACCGCAGCGUUAGGAGCCGAACGAAAAUUUUUCCUAAGUCAUCCUAGUUACAGACACAUUGCAGAUCGUUUAGGAACACCAUUCCUGCAGAAAACAUUGAAUCAGCAACUUACAAAUCAUAUCCGAGAUACUCUUCCAGGUUUAAGAGAUCGCUUACAGAAGCAACUAUUGACAUUAGAAAAAGAUGUUGAACAGUUUAAACAUUUUAGACCAGAUGAUCCCAGUAUUAAAACCAAAGCUAUGUUGCAAAUGAUUCAGCAGUUGCAAUCUGAUUUUGAAAGAACAAUAGAAGGAUCAGGUUCAGCGUUAGUAAAUACAAACGAGUUGUCAGGUGGAGCCAAAAUUAAUCGAAUAUUCCAUGAACGCCUUCGAUUUGAAAUUGUUAAAAUGUCGUGCGAUGAAAAAGAACUACGCAGAGAAAUUUCCUUUGCUAUUCGCAAUAUUCAUGGUAUUCGAGUAGGUCUGUUCACUCCUGAUAUGGCCUUUGAAGCAAUUGUGAAGAAGCAGAUAUCACAAUUGAAAGAACCUAUUCUAAAGUGCAUUGAUUUAACAGUACAAGAAUUAUCCAACGUGGUCAGGAUUUGUACCGAUAAGAUGGCCCGCUAUCCGCGUCUCCGCGAUGAGACUGAACGAAUAAUUACCACUCACAUUAGACAGUGCGAACAACGAGCUAAAGAGCAACUUCUACUCAUGAUUGAUUAUGAACUUGCAUACAUGAACACAAAUCAUGAAGAUUUUAUCGGAUUUGCCAAUGCACAAAAUAAAACAGAAAGUGCAGCGAAAACGGGUACACGAAGCCUUGGAAACCAAGUGAUACGAAAAGGUCACAUGUGUAUUCAAAAUCUUGGAAUAAUGAAAGGUGGUUCCCGACCUUACUGGUUUGUGUUGACUUCCGAGAGUAUUUCGUGGUAUAAAGACGAGGAUGAAAAAGAGAAAAAAUAUAUGCUGCCAUUGGAUGGAUUAAAGCUGAGGGAUAUUGAACAAGGAUUUAUGUCUAGGCGACACACUUUUGCGCUUUUUAAUCCUGAAGGACGAAACGUUUAUAAAGACUAUAAACAAUUAGAGCUGUCAUGUGAAAGCACUGAUGAUGUCGAUUCGUGGAAAGCUUCAUUUUUGCGUGCUGGCGUUUAUCCAGAAAAGGAUACUCCGGCGAAUGGCGAAGAUCAGGCUGAAGGAGCAGAGGAAUCAAGUGAAAUUGGUCAAACUAGUUCAUUAGACCCUCAACUCGAGAGGCAAGUAGAAACAAUCCGUAAUCUAGUUGAUUCGUAUAUGAGAAUCGUAACAAAAACAACAAGAGAUAUGGUACCGAAGGCUAUUAUGAUGUUAAUAAUAAACAACUGCAAGGAUUUCAUUAACGGCGAACUGCUGGCUCAUCUUUAUGCAACUGGGGAUCAGGCUUCAAUGAUGGAAGAAAGUCCUGAGGAAGCGCAAAAACGAGAAGAAAUGCUGAGAAUGUAUCACGCUUGUAAAGAAGCACUUCGAAUCAUAGGUGAUGUUUCAAUGGCUACAUUUACUACUCCUGUACCACCACCAGUUAAAAACGAUUGGUUAUCAAGCGGUUUGGAUAAUCCGCGGUUAUCACCUCCUAGUCCUGGUGGUCCACGAAAAAACCCACCUCUGCAACAGGGAUCGCUGGGAUCCAUUGGUGCUCCUGCCUCCGCCGGACGGGGUCCGCCACCAGCACCAACGAGUGCAAGACCUGCACCAGCUAUUCCAAACAGGCCUGGAGGAGGUAGUGCACCUCCGUUGCCUCAAGGUAGACCUAGUGGACAAGCUCUACCCGCACCUCUUAUUCCAUCGCGCCGCUAAGCAACUGCUGAUUCUAGUAUGGAUUUACUAAUAGAUAUUAUUGUCCGCCCCUGAUACUCUUUAUGUAAUCAAUAUUUGGUACCAAAAUCCUACACAUGCCCAAAAGUAUAAGAUAAUCAAAUAAAAACCUAGAGCACGUCACAUGAGAUAAAAUUAACUUACGCAUUUUAGCCUAAAUGUACAGUAAGAAUAAGUGUAUAACAUAUACAUCAUGUGUAAUAUAGAAUCGUAUUCAUAUAUAAUAUUCCAACUGGAAGAAAUGGCGCCAAUUAGUAGUAUUUAGCAAUGUUAAAAAUCGUAAACGCAACGUCUUUACAGUUUGUUUUACAUUAAGCAGCAAAUCGGUGCAUUUACAACGUUACGUAUCCAAAAUAAUAAAUAUGUUAGCACAAAAAUUUAA